Molecule: messenger RNA, 919 nt
Organism: Seminavis robusta
Lineage: Eukaryota; Bacillariophyta; Bacillariophyceae; Naviculales; Naviculaceae
Source: the annotation of a GenBank genome assembly
UGAGUGAGUGAAUGAGUCAACGAAGGAAAGAGCAAAUUGCAUUCUAGCUCACUGGCUAGUUCAGUUCUCUUAUUGUACACAAAUUAAAGACGAUAGAGUUGACACUCCAACAAGAAAUAGCAGAGAAACUUUGAAGAUAAUACAAUGGUUCGUUUCACCACACAAGUCCUGACCGUGGCCGUCAUGUUGGCAACCAGUGCGGCAUUCACUCCGUCUAUCGGUACACUGAACGUGCAGCAUUCUUCCUUUCCAAGAAUUGUUCCAUCACCUAGAACAUCAGCGACAAGACUCUACGAAUCCCAGCUUACUGCGGAGGUUGGAACGAAGGCAGAGGAAGAGACCGUUGCCAGUGCGGAACCAAUUGUGACACAAGCAACAGCUCAGGAGGCGACCGAGUCAGCAGCAGAAAAGGCUGCAAAGACCCCAGCCCCCAAGAAGGCCGCACCGAAGAAUAAUCACAAGGAAGGAGUCUUUUCUCCAUUGGUGGUUUUCAUGAAGGAGGUGAUGGGCGAUGAAAACCUCAAUAAACUCCGUGGCAAGGCAAUUUCAGUGCAUUCCAACGUCAUUGGUAGCUUUGUGGAUACUUCGGAUUCCCGUUUUGGAGACGCCGUCCUGCGAGCCCUCUUUCGAGUAGCAGACGCGAACAAUGACGGGACCAUUAGCAAGGAUGAACUCCAAGCGGCGUUUCAAUCGUUGGGUUUUGAGUGGCUGCAAGAGAAGCAGGUGCAAGGAAUCUUCAAGCGAGCGGACACUGACGGCAAUGGUACAAUUGACAUGGAGGAAUGGGUUCAAGAGGCCCCCAAAACGUUGCGAACCAAUUUGACCAAACUGGCGAAGAAAAAUGGAAGUGAGCUGGGCCUUCUUUCAUAGAUACCAUACUGUUAAAACAAUAUAUAAUAGAAAAGCGAUUUUGAUCUUU